AUGGCGAGUACUCCGGAAGAUAAGCCGCAGCGGGCCACCGCGGCGCAGUUGGCGAACAGAAAGAUCAAAGACGUCCGCAGACGCCCUCGUCCCAACUCUGCUGCGCCAAGUGCUCCAGCUCCAUCCUUCGGCGGACCGUUCAGCUCCAUCGAUCCAAAUACUGUUUCUUCUACACCUUCCAUGUCGCAACCCUUCCCAGGAGCUAGCUCAACUCCUAGCCAGUCGACUCAGAACGGCACAUCGUCACCCUUUGCCUUUGGCUCUGGAGGCGCAGGCGGAUCCUCUAAUCCAUUUGCCAACAUGAACAACGGUAAUUCCGGCCAGUCUGAUGCGGGUAGCUUCUCUGGCUUCAAGGGUUCGAUGUUCAACGCGCCACCGGCAAGCCCGGCUCCGGCUCAACAAUCUCUACCUUCUGCUCCACUCACCGGGGGUCUGUUUGGUACCAGCAUGAGCAACGGGCCAUCCGCCCCAUCCGCCGCGGCGACUCCAACGGCCGGUGGACUCUUCGGUCAAAGCAAUGCUGUCAACACCCCUUCAACCAAUGUUUUCGGCCAGCCCACAUUUGGUAAUGACUCGAUGCAAACCUCUCCGGACGCUAAGGCUGCUGCUGCUCCUCCCUCGAAGCCCACGUCCUUCUUUGUAUUUGAUUUCAAGGCCGCUACACCUACGCCAUCGCUUUUUGGCACCACCCCACAAGCCUCUUCUGCGGCCACUCCUGCUGCACCGACACCAGCCCCGGCUGCUGCGACUACGGCUACACCCUCACUAUUUGGCACCGCAUCUCCUGCUAAGCCGUCUACUCCUUUCCAGAACCCGUUUCAGUCUACGAACUUGUUCCAAACCACACCUUCCACCGCCCAAAAGCCCGUCGAAGAGAAGAAAGAGGAGUCCAAGCCUUUCACUUCCUCUACAAACACUGGCCCUUCUCUGUUUUCAAAGGCCCCUUCGACUGCUACAACUGCGGAGCCAGAAAAGCCGAAGGUUGCAGAAGCGAGCGCAAAUCCGUUUGGCGGGCUCCAAACCUCAGCGGAGCAGCAGCCUGAUCCUUCAUCCACUCCUUUCCAGGGUCUUUUCUCCAAGCCCAGUACAGCUCACGAUGCUGCGAAGCCAAGUGAACCAGCAAAGCCGGCCACUCCUGGUCCAUUUUCCUUCACUCCCUCAGCUGCUACUCCAUCGGCUUCGAGUCUCUUUACGCCUAAGCCACCGGCGUCGACCUCUGCUCCGGAGCCCAAGGCACAAGCACCCUUCGCCCCUUCAGCGCCUGCCGAGAGCCCUUUCAAGGUGAAUGGUGCAAAGCCGGUCUCAUCAGUUCCUGCUAUUGGCAACGCCCCGAAAUCUACAAAAAAGACCGAGGCUAUCGGCGAUUCCGAAGCACUAUACCGUCUGCGCAUUCUGAACGAAUGCUUCCAGCGUCAAGUAUCCAAAUUGGACCCCGCAAGCGAUAACUUCGAUGCUGCUGUACAAUUCUACACGCGGGUCCGUGCCACGCUUGGUGCUUCUGUUGGCUCUAAGCGCAAGGCUACGGACGAUGGCUCCAACGGCAUCCCUCCCAAACGAGCUCAGACCUUCGGUAAAUCUGCCGAUAAAACGACUCUCCCCCAGGUAAUAUCUACUCCGGUUGCGACUGCACCGAGCUCUACACCGUUCAAGGGGUUUGGCACAGCCCAGCCUACUUCUACUCCUACGAAGCGAAAGUCGAUCGAUGAGGGUGAUGAUGUUAGCCCUGCAAAGCGGUCAUUUUCCAAGUCGAAGACCACUGAGUCUGACGACGAGCCAGUCAAUGCUGCGCCCUCGCCUUCUCUGUUCUCUGCGACGCCGUCCACGGCACCUGCCAAGCCUCUGUUCUCCUUUUCAUCCUCUGUCAACAAGGAUUCCUCCCCCGCGCCCUUAUUUUCAUCGUCUGUGUCUGGCACUAGCUCGACGUCAGCUGCUCCCGUCGCUCCCCCCCCGGCCAAUCCCUUUGUACUGAAGGCACCUGGGACAGAUUCCUCCGCGAGCCCUGCUCCAGGACCGCCGAAGUUUGCCUCCGCAGGCGGCACUGAUUUCCUGGCGCAAUUCAAGGCACAGUCCGCCAAGGAUGCCGAGAAAGAGAAGCAGAAACGCAAGGAUGAGGACUGGGAUUCAGAGGAAGAGGACGAAGCUGAAUGGGAGCGUCGCGACGCCGAAGAGCAGCGCAAGAAACAAGAACAGUAUGGAGCGAAGCCCAAGCAGCAGGCCAAGUUCAUUCCUGGCAAGGGUUUUGUUUUCGAAGAGAGCAGUGAUUCCCCUGCAAAGACACCCGAAGAAACCCCUACUCCUCCCGUCAGCACUGGUGCGUCGGUCUUUGCUAGCCAGAACAACUCUGCCGUCAAGUCGACGAACAUCUUCGGUCACCUGUCGGCGACGCCGUCUGAGGCCGAGGACGAUGAUAAUGAAGCCGACGACACUGAGGAAGCUUCUGGUGGAGAGGGUGAUGAUUCGCCGGAUAGCAGUGCGGAAACAAAGACAGCUGACUCUAAGGCGGCUUCCAGCGACGAUGUCAAGGGAAGCGGGCGCAGUCUGUUCGACCGGGUGUCAUAUGAUGAUGACGGAAAGCCCAAGCGCCAGGGUGAAGAAGAGCAGAAGGGAUCCAUGUCAACCUUGUUCAGCUCGUCUAAUAAAUUCUCAUCUUUUAACAGCACCCCUGCGUCUCUGACCCCGGGCAGCAGCUCCGACUCGAUUCAAGCAACGUCUAAGUCUACAACCAGCAAUAUCUUCGGCUCUGCAAACGCAGGCACCAGCGUCUUCGCCUCGAACGCCUCUUCUGCCAACUCUACCCCGUCGAUUUUCAACACCACGAACUCGGCUGGCGAUAACACCUGGAAGCCCAAUUCCCCCAUCCGGUUUGCGACGGAAUCCGCCUCGGCAUCGAAGCCGGAUUCUGGAGCGGCAACUCCGGUGCCGGAGGCCCCUAAGCCAUUCUCAAACCUCUUCGGAGCACCACCCACUCUCACCAAGUCGGACGCCAAGAGCACGACGCCAUCACUUGGGUUUUCUUUCGGAGCUCCCGCUCAAGCGAACUCGUCCCUCUUGGCCCCUCCCACACUUAACUCCGCUGCCGCCAGCCGCUCCCCCACCCCUGGAGUCACCUCUGAUACGGGUGCUGAAGACUCCGGUGAUGGCGAGGGCGAAAACCUCCCGCAGGUCGAUCUUGCUCGAGGCGGAGCCGGAGAAGAGAACGAAGAUCUCGUGGUCGAGAGCCGGGCUCGUGCGAUGAAGCACACCGCCGGCGGUGGCUGGGAGAGUCAGGGCGUUGGAUUCCUUCGAAUCUUGAAAGAUAAGACUACGUCUCGUGGUCGGAUCCUCGUCCGUGCUGACCCAAGUGGAAAUGUUAUUCUGAAUGCCCGCCUGAUGAAGGAGAUCAAGUACUCGGUUGCUAAGAACAGUGUGCAGUUCAUGGUCCCCCAGGCCGAGGGACCACCCCAGCUGUGGGCUCUACGCGUGAAGACCAGCACCGACGCCGAACGUCUGUCCACUUCGAUGGAGGAGACGAAGUCUUGA
Molecule: messenger RNA, 3519 nt
Organism: Aspergillus heteromorphus CBS 117.55
Lineage: Eukaryota; Fungi; Ascomycota; Eurotiomycetes; Eurotiales; Aspergillaceae
Product: RanBP1 domain protein
Exons: 15
Coding region: 1-3519 (1172 amino acids)
Biological process (GO): intracellular transport
Source: RefSeq, a predicted model, not a curated record